This is a messenger RNA of Octopus bimaculoides (California two-spot octopus), 5035 nucleotides long. RefSeq lists its product as uncharacterized. Gene Ontology annotation, molecular function: core promoter sequence-specific DNA binding; protein heterodimerization activity; RNA polymerase II general transcription initiation factor activity. Gene Ontology annotation, cellular component: nucleus; negative cofactor 2 complex. The record is from RefSeq and is a predicted model, not a curated record. Gene Ontology annotation, biological process: transcription by RNA polymerase II. Lineage: Eukaryota; Metazoa; Mollusca; Cephalopoda; Octopoda; Octopodidae.
AAAAAAAAAGCAUGGCUCAAAAAAUUCUUGCUGAUUAACAUUCUCCACACCUAAUUUAACUAGCAAUCUAGUAUUAGCUUUCUUAAAUGGGAUUUCAAUGAUGCAGCUGGAUUAGGGAUGCAAUUUCCAGAAAAGGUAUUUUUCUUUAAACAACGGAAGAUAAUUGAUUACGAAAAUAGUAGAGGAACAAGUGUACUCCCCAGAGUUACAUGGAAACUAAUAUACUUAGUGCGCGCAAAAAAAAAAAAUUAAUUGGAGAGGAAAAGUUAUUUAUGGGAGACAACUCCAAAAUUUAACGAUUAAUUGUUAUUGUCUGCAAUCAAAUUGUUUUACAACUUAUCAUAGAAUUAAAGCAUUUUAAAUUCCAUUUCUUAACGGUUGUGGCUGACUGUCAAAAUGGGUCUCCGAUUUUCGAUACUGAACAAUUCUACAAAAGGUCACUUUUUUUUUUCCUCUUCUAUCCCUUAAAUCAUCCAAACAAUAUUGUGCGUAGAAAUCUGAGAAUGUUGAUUUGGAAGACCGAAAACUCGUAGAAAAUUUCUAAAAGGUGUAUCGUUGAGAACGCUUUCGUUGUGCUUAAUUAAAAAUUACAAUUACAAUUGGUUUGAUUCAAAAUUACCUUCACCUCAGCAGUUGGGACAUUUCUUUGACAAUAUAGGAGUGAAAAGAAAGUUAACUCAGGCUGGAUUCGAACUCCGAUAACUGACAGUGUUUACAGAUUCAGUACGAUAUGUCGGCUAAGAAAAAGUGCGUGAAACCGAAUCCAACUGAAAAGAAGCGCUUGGCUUCGGUCUUUGAAACUUCCGCUGUGCAAAAAAAAUAAAAACAUCUGUAAAGGUACGGCGGUUCCUCUGCGGUUGUUUACGUCUGAACUAUACGGUCAACUAUGCCCAAUAAAAAAAAGAAAUACAAUGCCAGAUUUCCGCCAGCAAGAAUUAAAAAGAUAAUGCAAACUGAUGAAGAUGUGGGCAAGGUUGCUGCUGCCGUACCUGUUAUCAUAUCCCGAGCUUUAGAACUCUUCAUUGAAUCGCUUAUUUUAAAAGCUAGUGAAACUACCCAAUCACGACAUGCGAAAACCUUGACAACGGCACAUAUUAAGCAAACAAUUGAAUCAGAAAAGAAGUUUGAUUUCCUUCGUGAUUUGGUUGUCAAUAUUACUGAUCACCAGACGGAAGAAGAAAUAGAAAGCAACGCUAAUUUGGCAGAAACCGGGAAAAAAUGUGGAAAAAUCACUGCAAAUCGUGGACCUCGAAAGCGGAAAGAUUCCCUUACAUGUGCCGAACUUCUUCGGACGAAAGAAAGAACGAUAUCAAAUGAUAUUCCGGAAGAUGAUAAUGACGAAACUGAUGAAGCAGACAGCGAUGACACAGAUCAAACUGAAGAGAUAAGUAACGCUACUAAAUGUCGGAUCAUUCCUCCUUCUAUUGCAGAUGAGACCCCACCUGUGCCCCAAACUAGCAGUAAUGGGUUUCCCCAAAUGAGUUCUUUAACACGAGCUCCUGUUUUAUUUCCUCCAAGUUCUAUUCCCAGAGUAUUUACACCUAUACAUUUGAAAGGACAGCAACAAGAAGAUGAUGAUUACGAUACUUGAGCCUAAAUGACAAUCUGAAAACUUUCUUAGAUAUUCAUCUCCAGUCAUUUAUCACUGUUACUGUUUACAUACAAAUAUCGAUCUCGGUUAGUGAUUGGACAAGCUAAAUUAUCAUCGCAUUUUAUGCUCUUUUAGAGUGAACACUCAUCUAUUUUUCAUCAGUUUCUUGGGAUUUUUAUUUUUUGUGUUUGUGAGUAAAAUUAACUUGAGUACUGUUUGAAAACUUUGUGAAGUUUGAAUCCCUUAAUCAGCUCACACUGUACACAGCACAAAGUUCUCACUGAGUUCAGAAAAGCAUUUGCAAUUGUGUUCUAAAAUAUCUGGUAUCAUUUAAGAAUAUUAUAUAUCCUGAAACUGGAUAUAUUUAUUAUAUUUAGGGGAAAAAGAUUAUAGACUCCAAUCCUUUCGUUCACUACACAUUUAAGAUCUCCAUUUUUUACCAUUAUAGUAUUUAUAUUGAGAAAUUCUAAGCAAAUACAUAAAACAACUUUUAAUUGUGUUCUUUGAAUUUUUUUUUUUUUUUAAAGAAAUUCUUUCAUAUUAAGGUGUAGCGCGUCUGUGAAAUGUGGUGCAUGAAGUUGCGCAUGUUUCUAUUUUGAUUGCGUGAUGUAAAGAAUUCUACCUGUAUGGAACUUAUUCAAAAUUCGGUAACUUGAAGGGCUUUUUUUUUUUUUUUAUCUCAUGCGUUUCAUAUGUAGAGGUGCUCACGAAUUUCACUCACAUUUCACAUCUGAUCAUCUUAAAUUGAAAUUAUUUGGAAGUCUAAGAACCUUAAAUCAAUUUUUUUUUUUCAUAUUUUCUACAAUAUGUAUAUAUGAUGUUGAUUCACCUAAAUCCAUUUUUGCAUAAACAUCUCAAAAUAAAGCCUAUAUAUUCUCUUAACCUCUUUUGCCAUAACUCAAACAUACUGGUACACGGUGAUUAAAUUGUUUUGUCAUUUUAAGUCAACGGAAGCACAUGUAUCUAUCAGAAUAAGCCUGUAACUCUCCAUUCUUAAAGCCUUUUGUCUUUUCAAAUCUCUUGUAUCUAUUCUUUGACAGCUUAUCUAUAUGAUGAAAUAUGAGUUUACUUCGGAUUUUUUAAACCCCCCCCCCCCCCACACACACACAUACACACUUCAUAAGUUUCAAGUUUACUUUUGUAAAUUUAUUGGUUAUUCUUAUGAAAUGGGUAUUUAUGAGACAAAAAAAUAUCAAUUUUUCAAGAGCAGAAAUUCAGAUAAAUUCUUUUUAGGAUUACUUAGAUAGGAUACUGAAAAAUCAACUUUUUCUAGAAGUUAAACAAAAAAAAAACCCGUUAUUCAGUGGUAUCAAUGUAGCAAAGAAGUUGAUGGGGGAGGAAUAUACCAAACUCCUUAUAUCACACAUUUCCAGCUGAUAAGCAAAACCAGUAAAUGCCACCUUUCUCGGUGCAUUAUUUCUGCACAUUAGAAAGGUGUCGGAUCUAAAGUUCUUCCAAUAUUUAUGACUUUUUUUGAAAUAGUUGGUUUCCUUUAACUUGAGGCACUGGCCUCAUUUUGAGGUUUACUGUUUAGCUAGUUUGUGUCAUCUCUUAAUGUAUAAACAGCUGCUUGGUGAUUGACAGAAUUACAAGAAAUUGUCUUUUUUCUUAAGUUACCUGUUACUAAUUUUAGAUGCAUAUCAAAUCUUUUGCCUGUGGAUCAUUGUACACAAAAUAAACACUUUGAAUCUAGCUUCUUAAGGUUCAUUGUCGUCGUCAUUUAACGUCUGCUUUCCAUGCUAGCAUGGGUUGGACGAUUUGAUUGAGGACUGGUGAAACCAGAUGGCUACACCAGGCUCUAAUCGGAUCUGGCAGAGUUGCGAUAUAUAAAUUUGAUUUUCAUUUACAUACAUCAAGAGUACAAUCUUUAAAGAGUGUUGCUACCAAAUGAUGUUACCCUUGUUGAAGUGUUAUCUCAACAUAAUCUUCAAAGGUAAUUAGAAAUUUUAUCACCAAAAGAGCUAAUUUGAUCCAAAAAUGAGAUUAAUCUUGACUGCACUUGUGUGUUUAUUGAAUUUCAAGUCAAUAACUAUACUGAGUUCCUUCUUUGUCUCAGCAGUUUCAAGAACUUGAUCCUUUGUCUCAUUUGAAUAUCUGAUUGUGGCUGAGUUUAAAUAAGGAAGCACUUUUCUCUAACAUUCAACAGUAAUUGCUACCAAAUUAAAUUGUUUAGACUAACUCUCCUUGCAAAACAUUGUCAUCCAUAUCAUUGAUAUCUCUGUAUUAUUAGAAAAAAAAAGCUUGCACAUUCUUUAUGAAGAUGAAAGAUGCCAACCUGAACAAGUAUCGACUGUCAAAAAAGAAAGGCAGUUUUAUUAUUUACCAGGGAAUCGACUAAUUCAUAAGCUCAUCAGUAUAAUCAAAGUAUUCAAAAUUUGAUCCAAUUUAAAACUUUCAUUGCUUCAUAUCUAAAUUUGCAUUAGAUAUAUUAAGAUCUAUGUAGAAACUUUGGGUUUUGCUUUGAAGUGGGGAUAGUUGAGAUGGUCUGACAUACAGUUGUUUGUGCAUUUGAAGCAAUUCAACACAAUAUCUCUUGAUCUUAUCUUAGCUUGGUACAUUGCUUUUGAUUAUAUUAAAUGUAAUUGAUAUUGGGUACAAGCUGUAUCCUAUUUAGUGUCCAUGCAAUGACACUAAAUUGUUUUGCAAGUGUUAAAGAAAGAAUUAGAUGAAUAGAUGGUGUUGGUUUGUGAUUAAAAUGUCCUUGCAGGCUAACGUUUGACAAAUAUGUCAAGGCAUUAAACAAAUGAAACAUAACUACAGUAGAAGAUAUGUUAUAUAUCCUACUUAACAGAACUUGUUGUAGGGAUCAAGAUAGGAAAAUUGUUGACUAUGGAACCUCAUGAGAGUUCAUCUGCUUGCUCAGUAGUUUAUAGCAAUAGCAAAAAGUGUAUUGGGAAUUAGUUUUUGAAUUCUAGAAGAAAUUUUUGGGCUUUAUUUUCUUUUAAUUCUAAGCUUACUCUGUAUAAACUAUGAUUAUAUUGAAACCGAAGGUUAAUAUAUAUUUGUGAUUACAAUUUUAGCAGAGAUGUUUCAAAAUUCUUUUAUCCAAAGAUUUAUGCUAACAUUCUUUUUAUGUUCUGUAAAAAUUAAAUGUUAGUGUUAGAAUUUUGGGGCCUUGUUUUUCAACAAAAUAUAAGAAAUUUGUUCUGGAGUAUUGCUCUCAGACAUUUCAUUAUAAAAGAUAAACAUGAAAUCAUGGAUUUUUAUACUUUUUUUUUAUAAUCUUUUUCCUUUUGAGUUAAAAACACUUUAUAUAAAAAGAGAAAUGUCUUCCUCUAAUUUUCUGGUUUUGAUGUGAUUUUCCUGAAAAUGUUGACAAUCUUUGUAAAUGUUAAAGAUGAUUGAAAUAUUUUAUUUCAUGCUGUAAAUAUUCAAUUUGAGCAGAAUUUUUUUUUUUUAAAUAUUGAAAUAACAUUCAAUAAACUAUAUUUCCAGAUCCUUCUA